AAUAUUUUUGCGGAAAGCCAAUGAGAGAAUUGACCGACUUUUCCUCGUUCUCUCUCUGGCUCUGCGAUUUCUCACAGGCCGCAGCUGCGCACGGCGACGGCGACAAUGGCGAGGCCUCCGCGGCACUCACGGCUGCUCCCCGGACGGAGAUCCUCCCCCUUCACUCUCAUUCUGAUGGCGCUACUCACUGUCUCGGUGGUCCUCCUCAUGCUCCUCGCUCUCGGGAUCUUCUCCCUCCCUGUUGAAUCCGACGGUCCCGCCAAGCACGGUCCUCGAAGAUCCAUCCGGGAGGCGAAGAAUGAGCCGGAGCACGGAGAGGAUCAGUGGACGGAGGUGAUCUCGUGGGAACCCAGGGCAUUUGUGUAUCACAAUUUUAUGUCCCAGAAAGAGUGUGAGUACCUCAUUGAAUUAGCAAAGCCUCACAUGCAGAAGUCAACAGUUGUAGAUAGUGUGACAGGUCGGAGUAAAGACAGCAGGGUGCGGACAAGUGCUGGCAUGUUUCUUAGAAGAGGACAAGACGAAAUCAUCCGAACAAUUGAGAAAAGAAUAGCAAACUUUUCCUUCAUACCGAUGGAGCAUGGAGAGGGUCUUCAGGUUCUUCAUUACGAAGUUGGUCAGAAAUAUGAACCUCACUUUGAUUACUUCAUGGAUGACUUCAACACUAAGAAUGGCGGUCAGCGAAUAGCUACACUUCUCAUGUACCUUUCUGAUGUAGAGGAAGGUGGUGAAACUGUGUUUCCUUCUGCAAAAUUCAACAGAAGUUCUUCACCGGAGUUAUCGGAAUGUGCAAAGAAAGGCCUUUCUGUUAAACCAAAGAUGGGCAAUGCUUUACUCUUCUGGAGUAUGAAGCCGGAUGCCUCCCUGGAUCCAUCUAGUUUACAUGGUGGAUGCGCUGUUAUUAAAGGAAAUAAAUGGUCUGCUACGAAAUGGAUGCGUGUUCAUGAAUAUAGAACGUAGUUACUUUGCUGAGAAGG
Zingiber officinale is the source of this 974-nucleotide messenger RNA. Its product is annotated as probable prolyl 4-hydroxylase 3. Gene Ontology annotation, molecular function: L-ascorbic acid binding; iron ion binding; procollagen-proline 4-dioxygenase activity. The coding region runs from base 106 to 957 and encodes 283 amino acids. The transcript has 7 exons. Gene Ontology annotation, biological process: peptidyl-proline hydroxylation to 4-hydroxy-L-proline. The record is from RefSeq and is a predicted model, not a curated record. Gene Ontology annotation, cellular component: endoplasmic reticulum. Lineage: Eukaryota; Viridiplantae; Streptophyta; Magnoliopsida; Zingiberales; Zingiberaceae.